GGUUGAUGCACACCAGUGCACAAUGAAGAAUAAUAUUUUUUAAAGGUAGAAUAUUCCAGAAGGUUUUGUCAAUGUUAGCAACUGCCUUUGUAUAAUGAACUAUAUCUAUAUAAUAGGAUGCAGAUAACAGCUAGUCAUGUGGACGUUGUUCAGAAGACGAGGAAAUUGUGUUGUGAUAUGUCUCAUUACAUUCUUUAUGUUUGUGUCUUUCCUUUUGCAAACACAACAACAGUUCAAUGUUCAUCCAUUUGAUGGUAAUGUGUUAAACGUCAGUAGAAAAGCGACAGGACAUUCAAUUCCAAAACCUCUUCCGCAAACAAUCACAUUAUCAACUUCAUCACCGGUUGUUGAAACAGAAAAGCACGAGGUCAAGUUUAGAAGACCAAUAGCACGAAACAAAUCUCCUCAAUCACCAUCGCCAACUUCAAUCAUGUGUCUAGUCCUCACAACACAUAAUACUUUACUCUCCAAAGCUAAAGCUGUGAAUGAUACAUGGGGAAAACGUUGUAACAAGACUAUUUUCUUCACUAAUAGACCAAGUACACUACCGAAUGUUGUUUACCUAGAUUUAGCUAAAGAUGGUAGAAAACAUCUAACAGAUAAAGUUGUUCGGAUAUUUGAUUAUGUACAUACACAUUUUACAGAAUAUGAUUGGUUUUUAAAAGCUGAUGAUGACACAUAUGUUAUUUUGGAAAACUUAAGACAUCUCUUAUCAUACUUUAAAAGUAACGAACCAGUGUAUUUGGGUCAAAACUAUAAACUGUACACUAAACAAGGGUAUCAUAGUGGUGGUGCAGGAUAUGUCCUGAGUAAGGAAGCUUUAAAUAAACUCAUGUUUGGGAUUAAAUAUAAAGACUGUCCUAAAGAUGGCAAAGAUGAAGAUGUGGAUAUUGGAAAGUGUUUGGACAGCCAAGGUGUUCCUGUAUAUGAUACAACAGAUAAAUUUAAACGAGAAACAUUCCAUGGUGGAACUAUGGAGGACCAUAUGGUUGGACCAUUAUCCGAUUUACUAAAGAAUUAUCCUAGUACACCGUCCAAAACGGGUAAGGACUGCUGUAGUACCAGUACAAUAACCUUCCAUUAUGUCACACCGAAGAUGAUGUACAUUUUGGAUAUAUUUCUCUACCAUUUGACAGUUUUUGGACGCAAUUACAGCAGCAGUCAAAAUGCUUUUGCUUUAGACCAAUAACAUUAAAUGGUACAAAUGAAUUGAACUGUAGAUUUUCUGCUGGUGUUUUUUCUCUGGUCGAAUUGUUGUUCCUUUGACACAUUUUCCAUUUCCAUUCUCAAUGUUAUCAAAUGACGAAACAGGCGGAGUAAUUGUACGGAUUCGUGACAUCGAGUGAAAAAGCAAAAGGAACCAUGAGGAAACUCAAACGGAAAGAUCCAAAGCAAAAAGCAAAAAACUAUAAGCUCAAAAACAUCAACCGAAAGAAUAAUGACUACUCAUAUGCCUCAAUUGGUACGGUUUCUUUUCUUAUGUAGAAUAUAUAUAUUGGAUAAAAAGGUUUCUAAAAAUA
Molecule: messenger RNA, 1520 nt
Organism: Mytilus trossulus (common blue mussel)
Lineage: Eukaryota; Metazoa; Mollusca; Bivalvia; Mytilida; Mytilidae
Product: glycoprotein-N-acetylgalactosamine 3-beta-galactosyltransferase 1-like
Exons: 4
Coding region: 137-1189 (350 amino acids)
Cellular component (GO): membrane
Molecular function (GO): N-acetylgalactosaminide beta-1,3-galactosyltransferase activity
Source: RefSeq, a predicted model, not a curated record